AUGGCGGGCGGUUCGCAUCUCAAACGACUGAAGUCUUCGCUCAGAGAGCAAGGCCUGACCGGACCCCAAAAGUCCAAGAAGCAGAAGCGCCAGAUUGCGAACGACGGCAAGGCGAAGAACGACAAGCGCCUGAACCGAACCGAAGCCCUCAACCAGAUCCGGGAGCAGUUUAACCCAUUCGACUUGAAGCACAAUGCCCGAGGCCCCAAGUUUGAGGUGACGACCAAUCGCCCACCUACCGGCAAUGCCGCCAAGGGAAUUGCCGGCCGUCCGGUGGCCUCCACGACUGCGGCAGAGCAGCGGCGCCGGGACACACUCCUGCUCGAGAUGCAGAGGCGCAACAAGGUCGGAGGUAUCCUCGAUCGACGAUUCGGUGAAAGCGACCCCAACAUGGCGGAGGAGGAGAAGAUGCUGGAGCGUUUCGCCCGCGAGAAGCAGAGGUCCCACAAGAAGACGAACCUCUUCGACCUCGAGGAGGCUGAGCCUCUGGGCGAGCUCACUCACGGCGGCGAGGCCUUGACUCUGGAUACGCAACUGGUUGACGACUUUGACGAGGACGAUCUCGACUCGGACGAUGACGAAGGCCUGGCAGAGGCUCGCAAGCGGGCGCUCAAGCGCAUCCGAGAUGCCGAGGCUGAUGAGGAAGGGGAGGGUGGCGAGGGCGAACCGGAGAGGAAGAAGAGCAAGAAGGAGGUCAUGGAAGAGGUCAUCGCCAAGUCCAAAGCCUACAAGUACGAACGACAAGUUGCCAAGGAUGAAGACGAAGAGCUUCGCGGCCAGCUGGACAAAGAGCUCCCUGAGCUGCAGAUGCUGUUGGCAGCUCGCGUGCGCAAGAAUGUCCCCAAGGACGAUAAGCCGCCUCAGCUCGUUGCAGGCAUGGAAAAGGCUGCGUUCGACAAGGACUUCGACCGCAGGCUGAAACAACUCAUCCUUGACAAGCGAUCGAAGCCCACCGAGAGGACCAAGACGGAUGAGGAGAAGGCGGAGGAAGAGGUGACGAGACUCAAGAAACUGGAGUCUGACCGCCAAAAGCGCAUGAGGGGAGAGUCCGUCUCUGAUGACGACAACGAAAGCGAGGACGACAAGAUCAACGAGGAACCAGUUGAGGAGCCUGCUUUCCAGUUCUUUACUGAGGACCCAGAGGAAGAUUUUGGUCUCGGAAAGGGAGUGCAGGCAUCCAAGGGCCGUUCGAAGGGGCGUCCGUCUGCUGAUGAGCUUGGAGGUGACGAGGACGAUUUCUUCAUCGACGAUGAUCUUGUGGCCAGCGGCUCCGACCUCGACAUUGCCGAGAGCGAUCUGGAGGAGGAAACAGAUUUGUCUGGCGACGAGCAAGAGGAAGCCGACGAGUCUGAUGACGAAUUCACCAAAGGCCUUUUGAACGAGUCUGAAACGAGGAGUAACAUCUUCACCACAGGAGCACCAGCGAACGGCAAAGUUGACGCCUCCGAUCUGCCAUACACCUUUCCUUGCCCUGAGACGGUCUCCGACUUUGUGGUGCUGGCCAAAAAGUACCCGAUCGACAAGCUUCCGACCAUUGUGCAACGUAUCCGAGCAGUCUACCACCCGAAACUUGAUAGUCGGCACAAGGAGAAGCUGGAGCACUUUGCCAUUGCGCUCGUCGAUUACAUUGCGAUGGACCACGUCGAACUAGGCACGCCUUUCCAGGUCAUCGAACAAAUUAUGCGACAUAUUCAUUCGCUGGCGAAGACAUUCUUCCCAGUUGAGAUAGCUGUUCGAUUCCGGCAUCACAUCAAAGAGAUGGAAGAACAGCGACCGCAAGCUCUGCAUACUGGUGAUUUGAUCCUUUUUACCGCCGUUGGCAUGUUCCCUACCUCGGAUCACUUCCACCAGGUUGUCACACCAAUGAUGUUGACUAUUGAUCGGUACUUGAGUUUGAAAGCACCGAAGACCCUCGACGACUUGGCGACAGGUGCAUACCUUUCCACCCUCGUUCUUCAGUACCAAGCCUUCUCGAAGAGAUAUAUGCCUUCAGUUAUGAACGUCUGCCUCAACACAAUCGCCGCGGUAGCACCGCAGAAGGCUUCAUGGCCAGGGACUUUCCCAGUACACGAGCCUGCAGCGGAUGUGAGACUUUUGAGCACGAAGAAGGGCACGAUUCGCAAGCUGAAGAUUUCGGACUGCACUCCACAGGAGCAGACGAAGGAAGAGCGCCAAGAGCUCAAGCUUGCACUUCUCGCCGCAUCUCCGCAACUCUUGGCAGCAGCCGCCGAUAUAUGGGCCUCCGCAAGCGCGUUCACCGAGACGUUUAGUCCGGCGCUGGAAAUGAUUUCUCAGCUCACAAAGCCAAAGAACUCGCAGCUGCCUCCUGCGCUGGUCGAUCAACUGGAGAAGGUAAUCCUCAAGCUCCGCAUCCUCAGCAACUCAGCCCGCCUUGCGCGCCGUCCGCUUGAGCUUCACCACCAUCGCCCGCUUGCCAUCAAGAUGGGCAUUCCCAAGUUCGAGGACAGUUUCGACCCCAACAAGCACUACGACCCCGAUCGCGAUCGCGCGGAGCUGGCCAAGCUGCGGGCAGAGCACAAGCGGGAACGCAAGGGUGCCAUGCGCGAGCUCCGCAAGGAUGCGCGUUUCAUGCAGCGCGAGAACCUGCGGGUCAAAAAGGCCAAAGACGAGGCGUACGAGAAGAAAUACAAGAGGCUCGUGGCCGAGAUUCAGAACGAAGAAGGUCGGGAGGCGAAUGCAUACGAGAGGGAGAGGGAGGGCAGAAAGAAAGCGAGAAGCAGCAGGUAG
Molecule: messenger RNA, 2748 nt
Organism: Verticillium dahliae VdLs.17
Lineage: Eukaryota; Fungi; Ascomycota; Sordariomycetes; Glomerellales; Plectosphaerellaceae
Product: nucleolar complex protein
Exons: 6
Coding region: 1-2748 (915 amino acids)
Biological process (GO): maturation of SSU-rRNA
Cellular component (GO): Noc4p-Nop14p complex; nucleolus; small-subunit processome
Source: RefSeq, a predicted model, not a curated record